Messenger RNA from Malurus melanocephalus (red-backed fairy wren), 2842 nucleotides. It is a transcript of the gene SMAD5, whose product is annotated as SMAD family member 5. Gene Ontology annotation, cellular component: heteromeric SMAD protein complex. Gene Ontology annotation, molecular function: DNA-binding transcription factor activity, RNA polymerase II-specific; RNA polymerase II cis-regulatory region sequence-specific DNA binding; I-SMAD binding. The coding region runs from base 721 to 2118 and encodes 465 amino acids. The record is from RefSeq and is a predicted model, not a curated record. Gene Ontology annotation, biological process: cell differentiation; BMP signaling pathway; transforming growth factor beta receptor signaling pathway. Lineage: Eukaryota; Metazoa; Chordata; Aves; Passeriformes; Maluridae. The transcript is spliced from 8 exons.
GGUCCCGGCGCUGGCCCCGCCGGCCCCGCUGCCGCCGCCGCUCCCGUCCCGUCCCGCCGCUCCCCCCGGCAAAGUUUGGCUGCAGCAGCAGCGGCGGCCGCGGCCCAGCCGGCGCCUCACGGACACCCGCCCCGGGGAGGCCGCCCGCUCCGCGCCGGACGAGGACUCUUAGCUGGAGUCAGGCCUGACUGAGCGAGGGGAGAGCAACAAACCCGCACGUUUGCAGGCGCUGGUAAAGAGGCGGGAGGGGAUGUGAGUGCUCACACACACACACAGCUCUCACAAACACACGCUUGUCCACCUUGGCCUCUCUCGCCUGCGCCCAGCCCUGACAGCUGCCUGACAACAGAUGCACAGCUUCGAUGAUUUAGAACGGCAAUUUUUGUCUUCUGCGGGUUGUAAAUUUAAUAGAGGAAAUAUGCUCUUGCGGUUAAAAGCACAAGACUGGAAAUCAAGUGAUCUGUGCUCUGUUGCAGUUACCGGUGUUGCAGUCUGAUGUGACUUUAAGAACUAAAUUGGAGGAAUCGAUCAUCUUUUUUCUUGUGAAGACUUCAUCACUGACAUCUGUAUGCUCCUUUGUCAUCCUCCAAGAAAUAAUACAGCUCAUCAGUAGCAACAACUGCUUUGGGUAUACACUGACAUUUAUUGGGAAGAAACAAGUAAAUAAACUGAAACCCCCAACAGACAAAGCCCAACAAACUUUUUGAAGACUUGUGUCAAAUGACGUCAAUGGCCAGUUUGUUCUCCUUUACUAGCCCAGCUGUAAAGCGUCUGUUGGGCUGGAAACAAGGAGAUGAAGAGGAAAAAUGGGCUGAAAAAGCUGUUGAUGCUUUGGUWAAAAAGCUGAAAAAGAAAAAGGGUGCUAUGGAAGAGCUGGAGAAAGCCUUGAGCAGUCCAGGACAGCCCAGCAAGUGUGUUACUAUCCCCCGCUCUUUAGAUGGACGGCUCCAGGUUUCUCACAGAAAAGGCCUUCCCCACGUGAUUUACUGUCGUGUUUGGCGCUGGCCUGAUCUACAAAGCCAUCAUGAGUUGAAGCCAUUGGAUAUUUGUGAAUUUCCUUUUGGAUCGAAGCAAAAGGAAGUCUGCAUCAAUCCAUACCACUACAAGAGGGUGGAGAGCCCAGUUCUACCUCCAGUGUUAGUGCCUAGACAUAGCGAAUUCAACCCCCAGCACAGUUUGCUAGUUCAGUUCCGGAACCUCAGCCACAACGAGCCCCACAUGCCACACAACGCCACAUUUCCAGACUCCUUCCAGCAGCCCAACAGCACUCCAUUCUCCAUCUCACCAAACAGCCCCUACCCACCUUCUCCAGCCAGCAGCACUUACCCAAGCUCCCCAGCCAGCUCUGGACCAUCGAGUCCCUUUCAGCUGCCAGCUGAUACUCCACCUCCUGCAUAUAUGCCCCCUGAUGAUCAAAUGGGGCAGGAUAAUUCGCAGUCUAUGGACACAAGCAAUACAAUGAUCCCUCAAAUCAUGCCAAAUAUAUCUACCAGAGAUGUGCAGCCCGUUGCCUAUGAAGAACCCAAACACUGGUGUUCCAUCGUAUAUUAUGAAUUAAAUAAUCGUGUUGGGGAAGCUUUUCAUGCAUCUUCCACAAGUGUCUUAGUAGAUGGGUUUACAGAUCCYUCCAAUAACAAGAACAGGUUCUGCCUAGGUUUGCUCUCCAAUGUCAACCGCAAUUCAACGAUUGAGAACACUCGACGGCACAUUGGCAAAGGAGUUCAUCUCUAUUACGUUGGUGGAGAAGUCUAUGCUGARUGUUUAAGUGAUAGCAGCAUAUUUGUACAGAGCAGGAACUGCAACUACCACCAUGGCUUUCAUCCAACAACUGUAUGCAAGAUUCCCAGUGGAUGCAGUCUGAAAAUUUUUAACAAUCAGGAGUUCGCUCAGCUUCUGGCUCAAUCUGUCAACCAUGGAUUYGAAGCAGUGUAUGAGCUCACCAAAAUGUGCACCAUUCGAAUGAGUUUUGUAAAGGGCUGGGGAGCUGAAUAUCACCGACAGGAUGUCACGAGCACCCCGUGCUGGAUAGAAAUUCAUCUUCAUGGGCCCCUCCAGUGGCUGGAUAAAGUACUUACACAAAUGGGUUCUCCUCUUAAUCCCAUCUCAUCUGUUUCAUAGUGCUGAAAUUCCAUCUUCAGCCUUAUUUUUAGCGAACUUAUUCUAAUUCUAGAGAAACUUCCAGUGGAUACUGUGAGCUAUAUGGAGAAUGGAUCUUAUGAUUUAACUUUUUUUUUUUAGAUCCCUUUGUGACCAAUUCCAUUGUGUAUAGCUAAUCAGUUUUACAUUUCAAGUUGUUCUUGUGAUGCUUAAGUGACAGUUGAGCCCUAAGGGAAAAAAAAGUCUAUUGAAAAAUUCAGAACACUUUUCCCCUUUUUCCCCUAGAACUUUAACAGACAAAUGUCUUAACUGGAAAACCUUUUUGUCCUGUAGGGACAAGAAUUAAGAAGACUGACUUCAGAAAAUAAAUACAUAUCAUAACUUGGGAUUUUUUUUUAACGUCUAUGAAACUGUUUGAACAUGUGCAGCUCCAGCUUGCAAGCUGUAUUUUUAGCAUAGUGUUUUAACAUCUUAAGGUUGACAUCUGUCAUAAGCAAAAUUAGACUUUAUUGUGGCUAAUUUGCCUCAGAUUGAACAAUGUGACUUUUUUAAGUGUACACAUGAAAUAUACUUUUGACAAAUAUUGGAGUGGUGUAAAAACACUUGURUUUUCUAUCAGAAAAUGCUGUCAUAAACACAUUGUAUAUUAAUGCAGAAUAGCAGUUCUUAGCCUUUUCCCACUUUGGUUUUGUAAUAUCUCUUUUAACCACCAUUUAAAAUAGUAAUUGAUCCAAGAUAAACAUCC